AUGCAAAUAGCGAGUCAUUCCAGAUCGCAUUUCAAGGUGUGCGGUUCCUACAUCUUAGCCGAGGAAGGUUUCGACGUGUGGCUCGGCAACGCCCGCGGAAACCGCUACUCCCGCCAGCACGUCAAACUGAAUCCUGACGCUGGAGCAGAGUUCUGGAACUUCUCGUGGGACGAGAUCGGGAACAUAGAUGUGCCGGCCAUGAUAGACCACGCAUUGGAGAAGGCGGAGAAGAAGAGGCUGCAUUAUAUUGGGCAUUCGCAGGGCACUACCUCGUUCUUCGUCAUGUGUUCACUUCGGCCAGAAUACAACCAGAAAAUCAUUUCAAUGAACGCGAUGGCGCCCGUAGCUUACUUGACGCACAAUACCUGUCCUAUUGUCAAGUCUAUUGCGCCCUUUUCUACCGUCAUUGAGAAACUUACUAAAGUGAUCGGCGUGGGAGAAAUGCUGCCGAUCUCAAACUCCAGAGUCAUGCGGUGGGCUGGCGAGAAGCUGUGCAGUGACACUGCUUUAUUUCAGGUCUGCACUAAUAUUGUUUUCCUCAUUGGAGGAUGGAAUUCGCUGAGUUCAACAGGGUAUACCAUGCUCCCAGUGAUCGUAGCCCACAGUCCAGCCGGCGCGUCCAUCCGCCAGUUCGCCCACUACGGGCAAGUCAUGCACAGCGCCUCCUUCCGACGCUUCGACCAUCUCGGUAUCUGGAACUACAAGAUCUACGGAACCUGGGACCCACCGCUAUACGACCUAUCCCACGUCAAAGCCCCAGUUUUCCUACGAUAUUCUUUAUCAGAUCCUUUAGCACAUGUUAAUGAUGUGGAGAGACUGUCGAAGGAACUCGGGAAUCUUAAAGCGAAGACUAGUAUACCGAUGAGCAGCUUCAGUCAUCUAGAUUUCAUUUGGGGGAUCGACGCCAAGAAGCUUGUUUACGAUCAGAUGAUCGCCGAUAUGAGAAGGAUGGAAGAUGAAUCCUUAUUUGUUUUCCAUCCUUUUUAGAGGUUUUAGUGGUGCUUUGCGUGUAAAUCUCAUAUUGUAAUCCAAGCCAAAGAUGAAACUUAAGAUACCUACA
Messenger RNA from Leguminivora glycinivorella, 1060 nucleotides. RefSeq names its product lipase 3-like. The record is from RefSeq and is a predicted model, not a curated record. Lineage: Eukaryota; Metazoa; Arthropoda; Insecta; Lepidoptera; Tortricidae.